This is a messenger RNA of Aegilops tauschii subsp. strangulata, 1204 nucleotides long. Its product is annotated as NDR1/HIN1-like protein 10. The record is from RefSeq and is a predicted model, not a curated record. Gene Ontology annotation, cellular component: plasma membrane. Gene Ontology annotation, biological process: defense response to other organism. NCBI's taxonomy places the organism in Eukaryota, Viridiplantae, Streptophyta, Magnoliopsida, Poales, Poaceae.
CUGCUUCCGCGAAGUACCCUACUGCCUUCUCUCCGAUCAAAUCGUCUCUCUCCAUCCCGUUGCUCGUAAGUCGCAACCCGCGAAAUUUCAACACCAAAAAAUCAGGCGAGCCUGCCCAAAGCAAACGCGUCCAGAACGGCCAGGACGCGUCAAGAACGCCGUAUAAAUACCAUCACGAGCACCAUCGUUGGUCCAUCAGUCACCUAUCUCACCAACACAUCCGUCGCCUUCUCGAGCAGAUCACCAGUUCAGUUCAGGACGCGCAGAUGGCCUCCUACGAGAAGCAGCAGCCGCCGCCGCAGCCGCCGGCGAACGCGGCGCCCUACUACGCGUACCCGGCCCCGCAGCAGCCGUACUACGCGCCCCCGCCUCCCCCUCCGCCCGCCCCGCGCCGGAGCGGCCCCGGCUGCCUCCUCUGCUUCGUCUUCAAGGUCAUCGCCCUAGUCAUCAUCGCGCUGGGCGCCGCCACCCUCGUGCUCUGGCUCAUCCUGCGCCCGGGCGCCGUCAGGGCCACCGCCGUCUCCGCCACGCUCUCCCGCUUCGACCUGGCCGAAGGCGUACGCGGCGGCGAGGGGGUCCUCCAGUACAACCUCACCGUGGACGUCCGCGUCCGCAACCCCAACCGCUACCGCAUCCACUACGAGUACGCCGAGGCGCAGGCGUCCUACGACGGCGAGCGCUUCGGGUACGACCCCGUGGAGCCCUUCUACCUGGAGAGGAAGGGCGAGCGCACCGUCACGGCCGCGUUCGCCGGGUCGUCCGUCGUCGACGACCGCGGCGCGCUGCGCUCGUACCGGAGGGAGAGGGGCGACGGCUUCUACUACGUCAAGGUGAGGCUGUACGCCGACCUCGGGUUCAAGGUCAGGGUCUUCAACGCGCGCCGCAAGAGCAAGAUCAGCUGCACGCUGCGCCUGCCGGUGCCGAACGCGAGCGCGACGCCGGUGCCGACGAUGCUGGGGACGAGGUGCGCCGUGGACUUCUGAUCCGCCCCGGUUCGUCAUAACGGGAUAUGCUUCCGCCGGCUGCCGUGGCAAAGAUUAUAUUUUGUUUGACGCUGGUAGUAGUAUGUGUUUGUCAUUUUGAAACCAUGCAUUAGAGAGGGUGGCCGUGAUUAAAUUAUUCUUGUACGCGCGUCUAGAUUCUUUCGUCUACAUUCGAUGUGCAUAUAUUUAUGAAUAAAUCGACAUCUCGAAUCCGUUUGUUA